GUGGUUGCUUACAGGGAGAGAGAGAGAUUUGGAUGGGACAGCCUUCCUUUUAGCCUUCCUCACAGAUUGUCUUUAUCAGCAUGGAAGGUUUGACAGAUCAAGACGUGCAAAAGUACCGGGAUGAGGGCUAUCUGGUGCUGGACGGCCUUCUGUCCCCAGAUGAGUGUGAUGCUUUAAGGGACCGUAUGAGUGAGAUCAUUGAGCGGAUGGAUGUUCCUGAACACUGCAGGACACAGUUCUCCACUGACCACGACGAGCAGCUUAAAACACAGGGAAAUGCAGACUAUUUUAUCACAAGUGGAGACAAGAUCCGUUUCUUCUUUGAGAAAGGAGUGUUUGAUGAUAAAGGAGAGUUCAUUGUGCCAAAAGAACAGUCCUUGAAUAAAAUCGGACAUGCUCUCCAUGCUUAUGAGCCGCUGUUUAAAGCAGUCACCCACUCACCCAAAGUUCAAAAUGUGAUUAAGAAACUCGGGCUGAUAAAUCCAGUGAUUCUGCAGAGUAUGUACAUCUUUAAGCAACCUGGGAUUGGUGGAGAAGUGACCCCUCACCAGGACGCCACCUUCCUUUACACGCAGCCUCUGGGAAGAGUGAUGGGCAUAUGGAUCGCUCUGGAAGACGCUACGCUGGAGAACGGCUGUCUGUGGUUCAUACCGGGAUCACACAAUGAUGGGAUUUCCAGGCGAAUGGUGCGGACACCUAAAGGCACGUUUCCUCUGACUGAUUUCAUUGGCCGAGAGAAGAACUACGACGACAAGCUCUUCAUUCCAGCUCCUGUGAAAAAAGGUGGAGCAGUUCUGAUUCACGGUGAAGUCGUCCACCGCAGCGCCGCAAACACCUCCGACGCCUCGCGCCACGUUUACACCUUUCACAUCAUGGACUCUCAAAACACCGUUUGGAGUCCUGAGAACUGGCUACAACCAACAGAAGAGCUGCCCUUUCCGUCUCUCUACACUUAAAAUCAGAAAUAACACUAAAACAGGCCUGAUAACACGUCAACAAUGAUGCUGAAGAGAAAUCAGGACAGUCACAUGACUAUAAUGAGCCUUUUUAAUGUCUGGACCAACGAUCAUCCCUUUAAAUAUGAAGUUUUGUGAAUGGACCAAAAAAUGUGAAUCAUUUUAAAUCAUCUGUAUAUUUUAUCUACAACCACAACAGUGUUAAUAAAAGGCUAGUUUUUGUUAAA
Labeo rohita (rohu) is the source of this 1183-nucleotide messenger RNA. It is a transcript of the gene phyhd1, whose product is annotated as phytanoyl-CoA dioxygenase domain containing 1. Lineage: Eukaryota; Metazoa; Chordata; Actinopteri; Cypriniformes; Cyprinidae. The transcript has 11 exons. The record is from RefSeq and is a predicted model, not a curated record. The coding region runs from base 81 to 956 and encodes 291 amino acids.